CGCUAUGGUGCUGGCAUACGCAAUUUGGGUUCGGCCCUCUUCAUCGUAGGAACUAUGCUCUGGCUUCCUGUGGCGCUAUAUGUACCGGCCAUCACCUAUAAUCAGGGGCGGACUGAAGGCUGUCAUCUGGACAGAUGUCAUUCAGAGUUUCGUGAUGUUUGGUUCCAUUUUGGCGGUUUGCAUAAAGGGCACCUUCGAUGUGGGCGGACUGGGCGUGGUUAUCCAACAUAACGAAGACGGCGGACGUCUUAAUUUACCGGAGUGGACAUUGGAUCCCACAGUACGGUUGUCCAUGUUGUCUGUGAUUUUGGGUGGCACCCUGCAUAAGAUUCAAUCCUCGGAUGUCAACCAGGUGUCCAUUCAGCGAUUCCUAUCCCUGCCAAGUUACGAGCAUGCCAAGCGAUGUAUGCUGGUCUUCACAUUGCUCUUGGUGUUCCUUCUCAGCUGCUGUAGUUAUAUGGGCUUGGUGUCCUAUGCCGUCUACCACGAUUGUGAUCCAAUUAGUACUAAGUUAGCUACUGCCGUCGACCAACUGCCUUCUUUGCUAAUGAUGCGAACGCUGGGCUCACUACCUGGAUUACCAGGACUCUUUGUCUCUGGGGUUUUCAGUGCUGCCCUGAGCUCCCUUUCCACGGGCCUUAACUCCCUGGCUUGCGUCAUUACUCAGGAUAUCGUGAGACCAUUAUUGAAAAAACCGAUGACCGAGCGCCAGACGGCUUUUUGGUUGCGGGCCAUUGUCGUUGUUUGCGGAUUCUCCUGUCUUGGCAUGGUCAACAUUGUGGAGAAGUUAGGUCAAGUUGUUCCAUUGGCCACCAGCACGGCGGCAGUUUCUAUGGGUCCUCUAUUAGGAAUUUAUUGUAUGGGUGUCGGACUGCCUUGGGUGAAAGGAAAGAGUGUUCUGGUGGGUAGUCUGGUAUCCUUUCUAGCAGUGGCCUGGAUAUGUGUCAAGGCUCAGUUGGCCCAAAUGAAUGGAGAGAUUCGCUAUCCCAAGCUACCCGUUUCGGUUGAUGGCUGUGACUAUGCUUUUGAUAAUCAUACAGUCCAUGAUACUAUCCACGGGUACAGUCCCUCUGAAAGAAACGUCUAUCACUUGUCCUUCCUUUGGUAUACAGCCUUGGGUGGUGUGAUUUGUACUGUGGUCUCAUUAUUAGCUGGUUUGAUUUUCGGCUGGGAGGAUCUCAACAAAAUGGAUCCAGCCUUAAUCACACCCUGUAUGAGACGGUUCUUGCCUAAAAAGAAUUACCAGGCUGUUAAUAUGGAAGAUCUCUUUAAGCGCAAGGCGGAAAUUGAGACCCAAAAUGCUUCUUAAACUUUGUUAAUAAAACAUUUGUUUUCUUUUUUGUGUAAA
Drosophila eugracilis is the source of this 1348-nucleotide messenger RNA. Its product is annotated as sodium-coupled monocarboxylate transporter 1-like. The transcript is spliced from 7 exons. Lineage: Eukaryota; Metazoa; Arthropoda; Insecta; Diptera; Drosophilidae. Gene Ontology annotation, biological process: sodium ion transport; transmembrane transport. The record is from RefSeq and is a predicted model, not a curated record. Gene Ontology annotation, molecular function: symporter activity. Gene Ontology annotation, cellular component: membrane. The coding region runs from base 80 to 1309 and encodes 409 amino acids.